AUGGCCGAUUUUCGGCAGCUCGCCCUCGAAUAUGUCCUGGCCGAUGAUGAAGCCAAGCUCACAUCUCUUGCCAAACAGGCAGCCUCGGAACUGCAGAGUGCUGCCGCCCCCACCAACCCAGUCGCCAGAUGGGUCGAGGCGGUUCAGCCAUGGAUGCCUGGGAGUCAAGGGGACGAUGAGAUGGCUGAUGGCGACUCGCCAGACUGGACAGCCAGAGCCAAAGCCUUGGAGUUCCUGUCACGGACACUGGACUAUCUCGGAACAGACGUCCUGAAACCAAGUCAGAUCAAGCUGCUGGUAAGCUUCUUCGGAGCCAUGUUCGACAUUGAUCACAAGGCGGGCAUCCUGGCAUCAGCAACUGCACUGUCUAGAAUCUCCGCCAUGAAGUCCUUCCAACCUACAAGUGCCAACGACAUCAUCCAAAAAGUGUGCACCCUGAAAGACGACUUCCCCCGCCAGGUCGCAAAGACCCGCCUAGCAGUCUUUGAGCUGCUCAAGUUUCUCAUCACCUCGCCCGAGACUUCCAAGGCUCUUCAGUCGCGCCAUGGAUCCUCGGCCAGCUUCAUGUCCGACCUGAUACGUCUGUGCCAGAAUGAGAGAGAUCCGGCAAACUUGAUGGUUUGGUUUGAGAUACUGACGUACUUCCUCCGCGCGUACUCCCCGUCUAAGGAGAUCUUAGAGGAGGUCUAUAAUACCUUCAAGGCAUACUUCCCCAUCAGUCUGCCGAGAACCUCUCCCACUGGAAUUACACCCGACCAGCUCAAGCUGUCUCUAAGGGCAUGUUUCUCCUCGAACAAGGACCUGGCACCACUUACCUUCCCUUUUCUGUUGGGGAAAUUGGACCAGGGAGACGGUGUCACCGCAAAUGUCAAGCUUGAUGUCCUUAAAACAAUCCAGGCCUGUAUCGAGGAGUACCAGAACCCACACGACUCCGUCACCCCUUACUUUAAUCAAAUUUGGGGCAGCUUGAAGUACGAAGUGAGGAAUGGUGAGGUGGAGGACUCAAUAUGGGCAACCCUCGAGGUCCUCAAGGCCAUCGCUGUGCGACUCGAAGGUGAAGACCUCCGCGACUACGCCCUGACAGUCACGCGUGACUGCGUCAACGAUCUUUCGAGCACUCUCUAUACGGCGCCAGCUGGUCGUCUCCUGGUCAGUGUAUUGAGCGCAGGCCCCGCUUCGUUCGUCCUCAUGGCCGCACCAGCUGUUACCCAUAUCAAGGAAAACCUGCGACACCCAAAGGCGCCUGCUCACAGCCGAGACUUGCUCAAGCUCUUGCAAGUAAUCCUUGAGACACGCAUCUUCCUGGUCGACGCCAAGAUGACGACUUCUGAGAGGAGCGAUUUCAGCGCCAUCGACAGCAUCUUCAAGACGCUUUAUGACGACGUUUUUAGGAAUCCAGUUCAGUUGGGAGCCAAGGAGGGAGCUACCGAGGAUGAAAUCAGGCUUGCCACUGAAGCUGUCCAAGGAGCUGGAGCACUGGUUUGCCAGCGCUCAUCCGGGUCUAUCGCCACCUCUGAUGGGACGGUGACAGCUAACGAUGAGAACGAGAAGUUGUUGCCGGAAAACACGUGCUCUCAGAUUUGCGACUCCUUAUUUUCCAUAAUUACAUACGGAAAUAGUGCCUCGGGACAGGCUUCUCGCUCGAAAGACUCGGACGAGCUUGUCAAUUCUACCACAACUGCACUGCAGAGAGCUGUUACGGCAAAUCCCAAAGCCUUCCCAACCUUAGUUGAGAAGGCAUUUGAGAUUGUUAAUGCAUCGCCUGGUGAGCAGGAUAAGGCUUCAUCUGCUCAUGUCUUUGGCUCUCUUCUCGCCUACGUAGGCUGCUCAAAGCUGCCCCAAAAGCCGGCAGAAGGUCUGCGAAAUUAUCUGACGCUGGUAAAAUCUCUGCAAGUGGAGAUUGUCUCGAGUUCUAACGGGAGUCUGUCCGUUUGGGGUUCAUUGGCCGCAAGUAUCCAAUCUGCUGCCCGCUAUUUCAACGAAGCAUUCCACGAGUUGAAGCCAGAGCGUAGCGGCGCCUCCUGGGAUCCUUCCUGGGCCACGGCGAUCGUGUCAAAGUAUCCUGGACUCGACCUGCUCGAUCGAAAUGCCGUAUUGGAUGGAUUUGAUGCAUCUGGAUCAUUGUCUGUAUCUGAGGCCUACGCUGACUUCCUCCUCGCUACCCUCUACAUCGUUCGUCAGCUGUACCAAAAGGCAGCAAAGGUCACAGAGGUUGCUGGCGUCAAGGCGCUGCAGCUGGAUGACAAGUUUAACGGAUCCGAGGGCGCUUUGGAACACCAAUACCUGCACUUCAUUUCUGCUCUAGCUGGGUUCGUCUUGCACGAAACCAGUGAGGAGCAGCAGCUCAGUCUCAAGGCACACGAAUUCGCCCUCAAUCUUUUCCGCGAUGAUGCCACCUCCGCCACAAACGGUGCCAUUGACGAGCAAUCCUCUGCCUGGGAUUGGCUCAUCGUUGGAAGACCGAACACCCUGUCUCUUGGAGUGCUAGAUGCCCUUCAUCCCUCAUCCGUGUCUCAUCUGUUCGAAUCUGGAAUUGCUCAGCACGUGCUGCUACGCGGUGUGACCAUCUCUGAUGAAGCCGAAGACUCUGUCUCCAGAGCAGUAUUCAGGUCCAUCUUGACUAUCCUCUCUAACAAACAUAAAAUCGAGACGGUUGAGUCUUUGAUAACACAGCUGAACCAGCAGGCAGAGACUGUUUUACAACAAGCCAAAAAUGCCGUUGGCGAGAACAACAGCUCAAUCUACACGAAAUCUCUGUCCCUUUUCGCCAUCGCCGCUGGAGUCCUCCGCCGGUUCUGUGGAAAGCAAAUCCAGCCACUCCUCAAGCUGCUUAGCGAAGUCCCUACGGCCGGCGCCACUGGCAAGCAGCUGAGCCAGCACCUGGAGCUCGUCGUUGCGCCGCAGGCGAUCCUCGCCAAGGAGAACUUCGCGGUCGUGAAGCCCCUGUGGAUGCAGAAGAUUUACUUCCAGCUGGUCAAACCUUUACUGGAGGCUGCGCUGGCGCCACCCGCUGCGGAUGCCCCCGCCAACAGCAAAGCGAGCAUCAACGUCGGCGUCCUCUCCCUCAUCAAGCACAUGGACUUCCCCAUCUACGAGGAGGACUCUGAGAAGGUCAUGCGGAUCGCCAUAUCGACCGCCCAGAGCGAUGCGGCCGGCGUCGCUGACACUAGGGCUGCGCUGGAGGUGCUGAAGAACAUCGUCGUCGAGUCCCCCGAUAAGGGCGAGUCCCACGCCCGCAGCAUCAUUGACAUCUGUGUUGGCGAGAUUUCUCCCAGGAAGACCUCGCGCGAGCGCGAUGCCGAGACUGGCAAGAUUGCCAUGGAGAUCAUGGUCGGACUGCCGCGGUUGUUCGAUUCGCGGCAUCUCCUCCCCCACCAGCCCCAGGUCGAGCGGGAGCUGGCACUGGCCUGUGGAAACCCAGUGCGAGAGUUACGAAAGCUGGCGAGGGUGGCGAGAGCAGCGUGGUCGGAUCUAAAAUAG
Messenger RNA from Clonostachys rhizophaga, 3480 nucleotides. Lineage: Eukaryota; Fungi; Ascomycota; Sordariomycetes; Hypocreales; Bionectriaceae. The record is from the annotation of a GenBank genome assembly.